This is a messenger RNA of Heterostelium album PN500, 15564 nucleotides long. RefSeq lists its product as uncharacterized. The record is from RefSeq and is a predicted model, not a curated record. The transcript has 25 exons. Gene Ontology annotation, molecular function: carbohydrate binding. Bases 1 to 15564 code for a protein of 5187 amino acids. Lineage: Eukaryota; Evosea; Eumycetozoa; Acytosteliales; Acytosteliaceae.
AUGUCCGAUUACGCAUCAAUUUUAACAAAAAAUGUAAAAAUUACUAAUCCAAGUUGUUUGUCACCUGACAACAAUAAUGUGCAAUGGUGGUAUAUCAAAAAACUACCAUUAACCAAUGCUUAUUUGUAUAUGGACGAGCAUAAUGUCAUUUUUCUUAGUGAUAUCACUUUGGAUGAAAGUUCACUUGGAAGAACGCUUGAGAGUAUCAAAAACAAUGAAGUUUUGAUGUUCAAUGACAAGCCCUGGCAGUUUGGUGACAAAAAUGGAAAUCAAGAGACACCUCUAAAUGGCCAGUGGCAACCUGAUCAGUAUGGUACAUCCAAAGGAUUUGUUGCACUUACCAGUUCUGGAAAUGGAAUUCACUUAAAACACACUAUGCCUGGUUUUCCUGCUAUUUUGCCCACUAAUAAUGAGGUUGCUAUGCCUUCAAGCUAUCCAGGAAAGUGGUUCCCUCAAGACUACCAUUUGGCUGAUGAACAAUCGAUUAAUUUGAAUAUCGGUCAUUCAUUUUUAUGUCAUACUCUUAUCGGCCUUAGCGAUUUAGAGAUGACUGCAUUUUUUAAUACUUUAGUGCCAUUGGUUCCAAAGAUUUAUUUUAACACAUUCAGUGAAAGAAAUCUAAGAUUCUUGAAUAAUAUAUUUGACGGAUCAAUCGUUGAUUCCUCAGCCAAACAGUACAUCAGCCCAACUAUUGAAAUCCACAGUGGUUUACAAUCAAGUGCUUGGCAAUCUUUCUUUGGAUACACUACUGUUCCUAGAGAUGCCGUUGCCACUGCUAGUUUUAGUAGUUUGGUCGAGAAUAGAUUGCCAAUUGAUUUUUCAAAUCAAUACAACAUACCUUUGGAGAGUAGACAUUGGAUAUCGGAUGUCGAGGCACCAGGAUUUGCAUUUGACAAACUCAGAAUAUGUCUUGGUGAUUACCAUCCAACUUUGUCUUCAUCGCCUGCCACGUUUGUGUGUGUUGUUACCUCGAGUGCUGCCAAUACUUUCCUAAUCAAUACUGCCUACAAACUUAGAUCAAGUAUUUGCUCGUCACUUGAUUGUGAGACUAAACUGCAGAGUGAUUUCAAUGGAAAAGGUCAAGUUAGAUUCCAAGUCAACACUGUCAGUACCAAUAUCGGUUCACUCCUUUCUCGUACUCCAUUCGAUUCAAGUCUUCCUGAUACUGAAUUGACUGUUGUGCCUGCUUCCGAUCCGUCAUGUCAGGGUGAUUGUGGUAUCUUUGAAUAUCAAACUGAUGAAUUUGCUUCUGUUGACAUUGUCAAGUACUUCACCCCUGAGAUUAGAUUGUAUCUGAAAGAUAAUAAGAGAGGUAUUAGUAUUCAAUACUAUUCCGAAGACUCUGAAUACAUCGUAUACUCUACCAAUCUAAAGUAUCAAGACAAUCUAUUUUCACCAGAGACUGUCAGUACUUACGAUACAAAUGUAUUAAUGUUUUAUCGUACUUUACAAAUGUUGGUAGAUUUGUAUCCAAUUGUCAACACUGAUAGCACUUCCACACCACCACCACCACAAAUUACAGUAAAAAUUAAUAAUCAACACACAGCAAUAAUCAACGAUAACAACAACUAUGGAAUACAGAUCGAUAACUUGUGUAUUGAUGAUUUAUUCCUUUCAUAUUCUUAUCACUACAUAACAUCAUUAAAUAAUAACUAUAAAUUAGAUUCUCUAAAUAUUAAUGAUCGAAUUCAACAAAAAGAAUCAGAUGAAUAUGCGGAACAAUUAGCAACAAGCAAAGCAUUGAUUUAUUCUUUCGCGCUCAAAUUCAAACAGGAUAUUUUCCCAUAUCUGAGAUCAGAUAUAAAACAAAUCAUUCAUUGUGAUUCACCUGUUUCACUUGAAAUCUAUCAAAAGAAUGGAGUUGUUCAACCAGUUGCUCGUUCUUCAGGACUCAUUGCAUCAUUCCUUUGGGAUAUCAUCGAUAACCAAGCUGAUCAAGAUGAGAUAUUCUACCAAGAUAGCUUUACCAGUGGAUUAGAUUCCUUAUCAUUCCCACUGAUCAAAGAGAUCAUCAAAGAGAAUGUUCCAUCCGAUAUAUUCACAAUCAUCGAUAUUCUAAAGUCAAAGAUUCAGAGUUCUGUCAUCGACACAACAAUGAUUUUUGACAACCUAGAUCGUGUCAUGAAUUUAAAUUAUAUUUACAAAUGUAAUUUCUGUUUGGAUAGUCCAACAAAUCCACCAACAGACCCAAUUUAUGAGAUAUUAGGAAGAUUUCAAGUUUGUGAAUCGAAUUUCCAAACACUUUCACUCAGUAAACUUUAUGAAACUGUUGGAAAAUGGGUUCAAUUUGAUGAAAAUCAAUUAUCAUCCAAUGUUAUUUGGAUGGCGAUUUAUGAAUCUCCAUUGAUCACAUAUUUACGUAGUUCACAAUAUUUGAAGUAUCAAAUUGGUAUUCGAGAUAGAUAUUACUGUAAUAUUCCAAUGCACCAAGGUUAUCCAUUCUCUUCGAUCACUCCACUUGGUCUUGAUAUUAUCACGGAAUUGAUUGGUGUUUUAACUCAAACAGAAAAAGUUAUCACCUAUGGAGAUCGCCUUUCAACCUAUUUUAUUCCAUUGGAGAAUGAACCAGAGGAAGGUUUUGGAAUUGUCAUGUUUGAUGGAAAGAUCUGUAGCUUUACUCAUUCAACAAAAGUUGAGUUUGAAAGUGGAGAACUUCUUCAAAGUUGUCCAGUUGAUCCAUUCAUUUUCUCCGUUGGACCAUUGACAGGUGACACCAAAGAUGAAACAACACUCAUCAUCAAAGGUCGAAAUCUUCAAUAUCUCCUAGUAAAGUUUGGUGACAUUUACCUCGAAGACUGUGACUAUACCAAAGAAGAUGAUCUCCACCAAAAGCAAUGUACAAUUCCAUCUGGACUUGGAACCAAAUUGAUUUCAAUCACUACACCAAAAGAACCUUCACUUAGACUUCCAAACACAUUCCAAUUCCAAUACAAUGCACCAACAAUCAGUUCUCCACGACCAUCUGAACAAUUCAACACAGUAGGUUCAGAGGUUACACUUUAUGGAAGCAAUCUUUUCUCCAAGACAUCAACAGUAAACGACAUUAAGUUAAAGAUUGGUGGAGUCUCGAUCGCAUUGAUCUCUGGUGGCAUCCAAGAUUCAAAAGAAUAUAUUACAUUUAAAACCAGAGGAUCUGGAUUGAACAAAAAUAUUUCAAUUGAAGUUGGUGGUCAAAUUUAUGAACAACUUGAUUUUAUUGAUCAUAAAGCACCAAAGAUCGAUUCAAUCUCCAAAGUAAUGUGGAAAACCAAUGGAGAAGAAGAUAUAAUUAUCACUGGUUCUCAAUUUGGUGAUGAAUCUCUGACAAUUGAUGAAGCACCAAUCUCGAGUUUGACCUGCAAUAGUCUCAUUCGUGACAGUGACAACAAGAUUACUUGUAAAUCUGUCAUUGGUGGUGGAAAGAAUCUUAAAUUCAGUAUUCAUGUCGAUUCACAACAAUCCAACUUUUUACCUUUCGAUUAUAUUGCACCAACUAUUCUUCAAGUUAUUCAAGAACCAUUCGUCAACACAUCAUAUGGAGGUAAUUUCUGGGUUGUUGGUCUCAAUCUUGCAACAAUGACCGAGUUUGUUCCAUCAGUUAAUAUGUCCAAUGAUCAUUAUCAACUUUAUGAGUGUAUUGUAGAUGAAGAAAGUGUUUGUUUUCCAAACAAGCUAUAUUCAAAUGAAGAUGGUCAAGCAAUUGAAGUACCAACACAACAAACACCAGAUAAAGAUUUCGAUCCAUACAUUGAAAUAGAUAAAGAAUUCAGAUCAAUGGAAUUUGAUUGUAUUAAGUGUAGACUACCAGCAGGUGUUGGAAAUGACAACAUUGUCAUCCUUGAAGUUCUUCAACAACUAUCUGGAAAUUCAACAGACUCACUCGUUUUCCCAAGACCAUUAAUCUCCAAAGUAACCAACAACACAUCUGGAACUGAUGGUUCAGUAACACUCUCAAUUUUUGGAACGAAUUUCUCACCAAAAGAACAAAAAUUCGUUUAUGAUGAAGAAUCUGAGGAUUAUUAUGAAGUUCCACUUAUCGAAUAUGAACGUGGAUUUGACAGAAGUAAUAUUUCCAUUGGUCACUACCAUUUGAAGAAUAUCACAUGGGUGAAAUCAUCAUUGGUACAUACAGAGAUCUAUGCUGGUGUUGGUGCCAAUCUUACAAUUUCUCUCUUCUUGGGAAAUCAAUCAAUGUUAAACAUUGAACCAAAUCAAAUUCUAUUUAAUUUCUCAUAUGAAAGACCAAAUAUCUCAGAGAUUGUUGGAAAUUUGAAUACAAGUGCCAACAAUGAAAUUACAAUCAAUGGUUUCAAUUUCAUUCCCAAGAAUCAAACGUUUUUGAAACAAUCAGAUUUCGACACCAGUUAUUUAACAAUCGGAGAAAACAAUUGCACAACACCAACUUGGACAAACUCAACUUCAUUUACAUGCACUCUCCAUCCAGGAAUUGGUGCCAACUUGACAUUAACCGUUUUCAUUGGAAAUCAAUCGAAUAUCGAUGGAGUCAAGAAUUUCUCUUAUUCUGAACCUCACAUUAAGAGUGUAGAUUCAAGUGAUACCAAAGGAGGAUCAGUCAUUACAAUUCAUGGUGUCAACUUUGUUCCGAAAGAUGUUGAUCCAAAAGACUCUAAAGUUUUAAUCGAUGAUGUUGAAUGUAAAAAUAUCAAUUGGAUUGAUCAAGACAGAAUCGAAUGCACUCCACCACCUGGAAUUGGUAAAAAUAUAUCGUUGGAAGUUGGAAUCGCCAAUCAAAAUACAACUGAAAACAUAUUCAAAUAUAAUGAACCAAGUAUUGAAGAGAUUCCAAAUGUUUUGACACAGGGUGAAUUGAUCACAAUCAAAGGAACCAAUUUCGUUCCGAAAGAUGUUGAUCCAAAAGGUUCCAAUGUCACCAUCAAUGACGAACUUUGUGAUGAUAUCACAUUCAUCGAUGAAACACAAAUAUCAUGCAAAUUCCUCAAAGGUAUCGGAAAAGACCAACCAUUAUCAAUAUCGAUCGAUUCACAAAGUGUCAAAGCUAAAUUCAAUUACAAAAUUCCAGAGAUUACAGAAAUACCAAACAGUGAUACAUCUGGAUCAAUGAUCACAAUCAAAGGAGAGAACUUUGUUCCAAAAGAUGUUCAAGAUGGUGGACCAACCUCGAGUUAUGUCGAAGUCAAUGGAAAGAAAUGCACAGAUUACGAUUGGAUCAAUCACAAUCAACUUUCAUGUAAAAUCCCAAUUGGUAUUGGAAAGAAUGUUCCAUUUAAACUUUACAUUGGAAAACAAACACAUUCAAACAAUCAACAUAUCGAUUAUAAUCCACCUUCACUACCAAGUGAUUCAGAUUAUUCGGGACCAACCAAUGGUGAUUUGACUUUGAUGAUCACUGGAUCAAACUUUGUACCUUCUGAUUUGGCAUCAUCAACACCAACCAACGAUCAAAAUAAUUAUGUAAAGAUUGGUGGUAAAUCAUGUCAAUCACUGACUUGGAAAGAUUCGGAUUCAUUAAAAUGUAAGAUUCCAAUUGGUACUGGUGUCAAGAAAUCAAUUGAAAUCAAAGUCGGAGGUCAAUUAAAUCAACAAAAUACCUAUUUCUCUUAUGACAAACCAAAUAUACGUGAAAUAACACCAGAGAAAGGAAGAAUGGCAAGAAAUACAAUCGUCACUAUCAAAGGAACCAAUUUUGGAAAUGUCCAAGAUAAAGUCAGUAUCGAUGGUAAAGAUUGUAAUGUUUUCACAUGGAAUCAUGAACAGAUUGUAUGUGUUGCUCCUCAAUCCAGUUCUGAAGGUGAAAAAACAGUUUCAGUAACAGUUGACUCACAACAAUCGAAUCAAAACAUCAAAUACACCUAUUAUGACAAGCCAAAGAUUGAGAGAAUCGAACCAAAAGAAGGAUCAAUCGAUGGAGAUGAACAAUUGACAAUCUAUGGAUCGAAUUUGAUUGAAGAUGGAAGUACUUUGAAGGUAUACUUUAAGAAACAAGAAUGUCCAGUUGAUUCUUCAACAAAAGAUCAAAUCGUAUUCAUCAACAAGAAAGGAGCUGGUCAAAACAUUGAAAUUUAUAUCAAAUUGGUAAAUUCAAAACUUUCUGAUCAAAUUUCAAAUACAAACACUGAAUUCUCUUUCACUGGUCCAACUAUCAGCAAAAUUUAUCCAGAAUCUGGAGAUAAAAACACGAAACAACCAAUUGAAAUUACUGGUACAAAUCUUGGACUUGUUGGAGAUGAACCAUCUGUCAUGAUUGGCUCCAAAGAAUGUUCCAAUGUCAAAGUGAUCUCAUCAUCAAAGGUGACAUGCAUCGUUCCAACUUCUUCAACUGCAAAAUUAGAACCAGUCAAGUUAACUUUUUAUUCUAAAGAAGCCACCUCAUCCUAUGAGUACACUGAAGAAGAGAGCAGCAGUGAAAGUGAAAGUGAAAGUGAAAGUAGCAGUAGUGACAGUGUAUCUGAUAGCACUGAAGAGCCUGAGCCUGAAGAAAUUAUGACCCAAAUGUUCUAUAUUAUUGGAGUUCCACCAAUCGUUUGGCCAGUACCACCAGGUCCACCUCCAAUCAUCCCAGUUCCUGUUAUGGUUGUAAAUGUUCUAAAAGGAUCGACUGCAUACGAAAUCUUUAGAAAAACGAUGAUAUUGAAAACACCAGACAACUUUGAAUUCCCAUUCUCAGACUUUGACUCUAUCAAGAUCGAUUGGGGAAAGAUCACAUCCUCUAGUCUCACCAAAUCUAAAUUUAAAAUUAAAAUUAGAUUCAAGAUUAGUUUCAAAUUAAAGAGUGGAAAAUCAUGGUCAUGUGAAUCUGACAGCUCUGAUGAAGAUGAUAAUGAUUCAGAUGGAUGGACUCGACCAACUGUAGAAGGAGGUCCACCUCAAGGUAAAUUCCCACAAUGGUUAUUGCCAGUAGGAAGCGAUCCAAAUCAAAUUCCAACUGAAUUACCAAACCCUCCAGCACUCCUCCUCAAAUCUAAAAUCAAAGGUCGUCUAUUUGAAGACAAGAAUCAAAACAUGAAAUUUGAUGGUGAUGAUACUCCAAUCAACAAAAAUCAAACGUUUAUGAUUGGAAUUGUCAAUGAUGAUGGAGAUUACACCAAUGGUAAAGUCAAUUCUGAUGGAACAUAUGAAGUGGAAACUGACAAACAACUUGGUCUUUACACUUUGGUUGUGACAUCAAUACCAAUAUUUAGCAAUGCAAACUACUUCCUUCCACAAACUAGAUUCCAUAUUCCAUUCACUUUUGAAGGAUAUGAACAGAAUAUUCCUGUGUUCACCAAAUCACCACUUGGAUGUUUGGGAACUGUCGAAACCUAUUCAAAGAAGAUCACAUUACAAUAUGGUGAAUAUAAUUUGUUGGAUUUCGGAGUCUACAUGUUUGAAACUUCCACUCCUAAAUUCCCAGAUUAUUGCCAAGUCAAUCUAUUUGCAAAUAACAUUGCCAUUAAAUAUAAGACAACAUCAGAUUUAACAUUAUUCUUGGAUACCAAUUUAGAUGGAAGUCCAGAUAGCUCAAUAUCUUCAGUUGAUUACGAUGUUGUAUCUACUGUUGAUGGAAAACAGUUAAUUCGUAGCUACUCUUAUAAGGAUAAGAAAUCAUUUGAUUUACCAUCGAGUUCAUACAUUCGAUUCAAAGAAAGUACAGGAAUGACACCAAUCAUCAACAACUAUUAUGUUAAAGUUGAAGAUCCAAAUAAGAUUUCAACAAUUUCAAGCAAACUUGGAUUCAUAAACAUUGUACCAUCAAAGACGAUCUCAUUCAUUGGUUCCAAUUCACAAAUACUUUCACUCACCUUUGGAAAGUUCACCAAACAAUUUUUUACCAAUAUCGAAUGGACUGACACCACAUUAUCAUUCACACCAAAGACCAAUCAAACUGUAAUUUUCAGCAAAGAUGAUGAAGACACCAAUGGCCGAAUCGCCUCACCAAAUGGAAAUCAAUAUGUUCUCAACAAAAUCACUUUUGGAAAUGUUGAAAUUGUCAAUCAAUAUCUAUUCUCAAAUGUAAUUCCAAGUACUGGUGAUAAGAUUGUGAUAUCGAAUGAUUACCCAUACAAAACAGCAUCCUAUUUUAUUGAUUCCGUUCAAAUUAAAUGUGAUAUUCUUGAUUCACUCCAUUAUAAAUGUGAUAUCCCAGCGUCAACUGGAGGAGUAAAUACCAAACAAAUUACAUCCAAAUGGAAUGAUAUGAAUCUUUAUAACAUUCAUACUCUCACCUAUUCCCAAUCACAAACCACCACAACAUCAUCAACAACAUCUAGCACUGGAACUUCAUCAACUACUGGUGGAGUAACCACUGGUGAGAUAACUACAAGCUCAUCAGCUACUGGUGGAAUAACCACCACUGGUGAGAUAACAACAACUUCAACAACAUCGACAACUGGUGGUGGUUCAUUUUCAAGCUAUAUCUAUGGUUAUAUUCACGAUGACAGAAAUUAUAACAAUCAAUAUGAUCAAGGUGAACCUUUCUUGACAAACUUCAAAAUUCAAGUUAUUGGAAAUAAUAACUUUGAUUAUAGAACCACAAGUAAUGAAAGUGGAAUCUUUGAAUUCAGAGUUGUCGAACCUGGAACUUACAAGAUCACAAUUGAUUCCGAUGAUAUCGAUGAAACACCAUACUUUAUUCCAAUACAAACUGUUUAUGUCAGAGUUUCAAAUCAACUCACAAUUGUUUCAAAUAUUACUGUUUUCUCGAAAUCAAAUUAUGAAUGUUUCGGAACAAUAUCCAAUGCAGAACGAGAAACACUUUCAAUUCAAUAUGGUUCAUUUAAUUUAUCAAACUUUAAGUAUAAUUAUAAUUCAGAUUAUCAAACCUAUUCAUUCCCACCAAUUUGUAAUGUAAUCUUGGAAGACUCAAUUAUUACAGUUAAAUAUAAAUCAAUGUUGAAUUUAUCAGUAUUCUAUGAUGAGAAUUUCAAUGGAUUAAAUGAUGAUAAUGCAACAUACCCAGUGAAUAUAUCAGUUUUAGUUCAAUCGAAUUUGAAAGAUAAACAAUUUGAAAGAUCGUUUAUCAUUGAUAAAGCUCCAUACUUUAUUGUGACAGAUAUUCCAGGUGACUCUUUUAUCAAUAUGACACAAAGAACAGAUUCAUGGAAUACAACAAUCGGAUUCAACACCAAAAACUAUUCAAUUCCAGAUGCAACAUUAUUCUCAACAAUCGAUGACAGUUUAAUAUUGUUUACAUCGAAUCCAAACAACACAAUAUCAUUAUUCAAUGACAGAAAUAUCUCAAACAAUACUCUUACCAUUCCUUUUGGCAAAUACAACUCAACAUUCUUUGAUAAUCUUUCAUGGAAUACUUCAAAUUUGACAUUGACCACAAUGCCAGAUCAAAUUGUUGUAAUAACCUUGAACAAUGGUUCAUCGAUAGUCAUUGAAAACAAUCAAACAGCCAACUUUAUUAAUUUCAAUAUUACAACGAUUGAAUUGAUCUAUUUAGAUCUUUUCAAAGAACUCCCAUUGAUCCCAUUGGUUGGUGGUUCUAUUAAGUUAUUCAAUGUUUAUUGGAAUUAUUCGAUUCAACCAGAGUUAUCAAUUGAAGGAUUCAAGAUGAACUGUUUAAUUUCAUCAAUUGACUCAUCUUUUGUUGAUUGUUCAGUUCCACCAUAUUUGAUUGGUGAUCUCAAGAAAGCAAUCAAAGUUACUUGGAAUGGAAUGGAUUUGUACCAAAACGGAUUUAUUACCUAUGAAACACCUUUGACAACAACGUCAACAACAUCAACCAGCACCACUGGAAUUCCAACAACAACUGGUGGUUCUGACACAACAACGACUGGUGGCUCUGGUUCAACUACGACUACAUCGACAACUGGUGAUUCAACAACAGCCGGAGGUACAACAGCUGGAAGUACAACAGGAGGCACAACUCAAACAACUUUACUCGUUGGAUACCUAUUUAAUGACACCAAUUUCGAUGGAAUCUUUGAUUCUUCCGAAAAACCAAUGAGAAAUAUCAAAGUUGAAAUUAUUGGACCUGUCAAUUCAAGUACAACAACUUCAUCAACAGGUCAGUUUAGUUUCAUCAAUUUGAUUCCAGGAUCAUAUGAAAUCAAAGUCGAUUUCAAUGAAUCAUCAAAGUUCUACAAUCCAAUUGGAAAUUAUACAAUGCAGGUCACCAAUCAAUUUAUGAUCCAAAGAAACAUUGCACUAUUCUGGAAAUCACCUCUUGGAUGUGUUGGAUCAGCAACAACAUCAGAUUGGACAUAUUUGGUUCAAUAUGGAUCACACAACUUGACAAUAUUCAAGUUGAAUACCACAAAUAUCAAUUCAACAGCAUUUGUUCUUCCAGACUAUUGUGUUGGAACUGUUGUCAACAAUGAAACAAUUGAAAUCAAAUACAAAACUUCAAUCAAUUUAACAUUGUAUUAUGAUAUUAAUAUCAACGGAACACUUGAUGAAUCAGAUCUCAAAGUCAAUAACACUGUCAAUUCAACAAUCAUGAUCACAUCGAUUGUCAAUAAUCAAACAAUCAUCAGAAACAUGACAUCAUUGAUGAUUCCAUCGACAUUGUUGAUUGAUCUUCCAUCGAAUUCAACAUUCACAAUCAUUUCAGAUCCACAAUCCAAAACAUCAGCAAUUCUCAACAACCAUCAAAUCAGUUUAUCAAACUUCACAACAUUACACACAAUUAACCAAUCAUUUGCAUUCUAUAAUGAAUACCAAAACAACACAUUGACACUUGGAAAUAAUGAAACAAUCUCAACAUUCACAAUUCCAUAUGGUAAAUACAAUGUAUCGUACUUGGCAACACUUGGAUUCAAUUCAAGCUCCAUUAAAUUCAGAACCAAUGUCAAUCAAUCAGUAUUACUGAACUAUGAGACUGAAACAUUAAACAUCUCAAAUAGUACCAUUCAAGUGUUUAACACAUCAGGUCUUGAUUCAAUCGAACUUUAUGAUCCAAAUCUAUUCAAUAUUUCAUUCAUUCCAAGUCAUGGAUCAUCAAUCAAUCUAACCAACAGAUAUUGGAAUUUGAAUCAAGCAAAUAUUUCAAUUGAAGGAGUCAAUAUCGAUUGUCAUAAACUCAAUGAUACCGACCAAUUCGUAUCAUGUUCAAUUCCAAGAUACAUAGUUGGUAACUGGACAAGAUCAGUUUCGAUUUCAAUGAACAACCACACACUAUAUCCAAACUACACAAUCACCUAUCAAAACAAUUGUGAGAAUUGUACUCUUGAACAAAAGUUACUCUCCCAAUGGACUGUUGAUAAUGUUAACUAUUACCAAUAUGAAGCGAAUAUCACCAAUUAUGGAAGUCACGAUCUUUCAUUCAUGGAGAUAUCAAUUGGUAAUGAUGAAACCAUUUCAAAUAUGUGGGGUACCACCAAACUUCAACAAUAUCUCUAUUCAUUGAAUAUAGAAGGUGUAUUUAAGAGCAAUACAAGUGACAAUCUUGUUUACAUCACCAACUCAAGUAAACCACUUGAUCUUUUCAUUGUUUAUUGCACAGAGUUUAUUUCAACACCUUCAACAACAUCAACAACAACACCAAUAACACCAGAACAAAGUUCAAACAAUGUCAGAACAUCAUCUUUUAGAAGCAUGUCCAACAACAACAAUGACAACAACAACUGUAACUUUGAGAUUUCACAAACAAUAAUGAGUAAUUGGACAACAGGUGAUCAACAUUAUACACUUUACUACAUGGUCCAUUGCACUAAGGAGGUGAAUGAAUAUAAACAUAUUAUUAUUCCUUAUUUUGGUUGUAUUCAAUAUGAUUCGAGUGUGUUGCACUCUGACUUUGUUCUCGAUAACACCACAUCUUCAAGCAAUGUACUAUCGAUAUCGGCUAAAACUCUAUCCUAUAGUGAUUUAAAUCAACAAGUAUUCUUGGUAACAGUAAUCGCAGACUACGGAGUAUUCAAUGUGAAUUUGAAGAUUCAAGAUACUUCAUAUCAAUUCGGAAGUUCAGAGUGUCUAACAAAAGAUAAAUCGUCGUUUAAUUUCCUCUAUCACACUGAUCCUGUGAUCGACCGUUCCGAUGUUACUGCUUAUUUCUACUCAAAAGUAUCGAAUAUCCAACUUGCACCUGACACACUCGUAUGCACAACAAACGCACUAGAGUUUACAUGUAAUUCGGCUUUCAUGGACGAACCUAAUCAGAACACCAUUCAAACCAAGCUUAUCCUUAAUACUCCAUACACUCAUUUGACACCAACAGUGGAGUUAAAUUAUACUAUUUACAACGGAAAUGUUCUUGCCAGCUUUGAAUUACCCAAUCCAUUUUUAAAGAAAUAUAAUCCAAUGGGGUUCAUUAAUUUCUUGAUGUAUCCACCAAAAUCCUAUAAAUAUAUUCAAAAUCCAAUCACUUUUGAAAGUUAUGAUAGUAGCGUGUUUUUAGAUGUUACCAGCGAUACAAAUGGAUACAUUGGAUUCAACUCUACAUACUACUCUGGUAUCAAACCAAUGGCUCUUCGUCAAAUGAACAAUGCAACAACUUAUUAUUGGUCUUGCUUUUCAACUACUGGUUCUGCUUUUUCAUUCUACAAUGCUGAACAAUCAUCCCCAUCUUUUAGUCAAAUCAAUUCUCUUAGUAUUCAAAACUAUAUGGGAAAUAUUAUUAAUGGAGUUACAUUAAGUUGUUAUACAGAUACAGUGAAUGGAUUAUUCAUUUAUAAUUUAAAUUUAAAUGCAACAAUUGUCGAUGACUUUAAACUUGAUUUUCAAAUUGACAAUUGUCCCCAAAUUACUUUAUCUUAUCCCAGUUACGAUAAUAUCGCUCAAGAAUAUUUAUAUUCUUUCUCUUUCUCAUCUAUCAAAAAUAUUACAUCAUCACAAUCAAAUGAUGUCACUAUUUAUUAUGGAUCUACAGAUACACUAAGUUUAUUUUCGAUUAUCAAUAUUAAUCAAGCAACAGUUGCUCCUACAGGAGCAAUUCAAUUUAAUAAUGUUUCAAUUUCAUUAAUCGAAAAUGAAUUCUAUAAUAUCAAGGUCAACUUUACAUCACAAUUACCAAUAUCGAAAUUUGAAAUAUAUGAUACUCCUGUUGCCUAUCCGGCGGGUACAUUAUUUCCAAUAUUAAAAAUGACCACAGCAAAUUUGGUUUCUGGUAAUCUUUUCUCAGGUAUUCUGGAGACCAAUUUCAAUGGACUUUAUUUCGAUAAUCUGAACACUAAAUCUCUGACUCUAACAGAUCGAAGUGGUUUUUCAACUAGAGUGAUCAGUUAUUAUAAUAGCGAUCUUAAAUCAAUCGAUUCAUUAAUGCUAACAGAUAGAUCAUUUGAUGUUUUAGAUAUAACUUAUUUCAAGUUUGCCAAUAAUUCAGUCAAUUUAACAAAUGGUAAUGUCGAAACUACAUUGUAUUUCAACGUUUCCAAUCCUUUGAAAUAUGUCAUACCAAUAUUUUGGAGUUCAUCAAUCGAGAAUGCACAACCAUACUUUGGAACUUACAGUGAAGAGUUGGGAUUAUAUUUUAUCAAUUUUGUAAUUGAAUCUUGUGAGUUAACUGGUGAAUAUUCAUAUGUUUUAUCAAAUGGAAAGAAAAACUUUAGAUCAGCUCAAAUCAAAUCGAAAAUAGGAAAUAAUGCAACUCUUUUAAUUUCUGAAUCAAUUGGUGAUAUUUUAGAUCCUUUCUUGGUGGAAGUAUCACUCUUCCCAUCCAACGAUUUAACAUUGGGCAGUGGUUCAGUUAAGAUUGGAUGGAACUUUACAAUUCAAGACUCACCAAAUGGAUUUGGUUUUGGAACAAUCAAUGUCAUUUCAAAUUUAAAUCGAAAUGUUACAAUCAUUAAAUUUGAUGAAAACAAUCGUGUUUCUGGAAAUUCAAGUUAUGGAAUCUAUCAAGUCGAUUUCUUGGUCAGUGAAAGCAGUAAAUCACAAAACUAUACAUUUAUCAAUAUGGUUCUUUAUGAUUCGAAAAUGACAAGAACCAAGAUACCAAGAUAUGAUCCAAAAACAACAAUCAUGGGAACUCCGAGUGAAGCCAAUCUAUUUAUAAAUGUUAAUACUCCAACUGUGACAAAUGAAACACCAGAAUUGAAGAAUAUAAUAGUAUCCCCACCAAGUAUAAAUGUAGGAUCAUUGAAUAGAAAGAUUGAAUUUAAUUUCGAAAUUUCAUAUACUUUGAUCAAUCUUUCAACAUCACCAAUCAUUAUUUUAAAUAAUCCUGAAGAGAAUGAUAUAAAUAUUGAAACAACUCUUAUUGGAUACACAUCGACCACAAACAAAUAUUAUGGUUCCUAUGAUUUACCAUUUGGAUAUGGCAUUGGAUCACUAUUUACUUUCUCAAUUACCAGAAUCGUUAAUAAUCAAUUAAAUUACAACUCAUAUUCAGCUAUAGAUUUAAUGAACAAAGGAUUACCAUAUAGUAUCAAUAGAACAUUCACCAACGAUCAACCAAUACUCGAAUCAACUACACCUGUAAAUUCAAAUACAAAAAAUUUUAUCGUAUUUGGAAGAUCAUUAGGUAUCGAUUCAAAUGCAGUUGUUGGAUUUAUCGAUGCAGGAGGUCAAGGAUUCCAACCAAUUCAAAUCACAUUUAUUUCAUCAACUCUGAUAUCAUUCCCAAAUAUAUUCACCAAUAUCAACUCAUUCAAUAUCUAUAUAACUGUCAACUCAGUAAAAUCAAAUACAUUACUUAUCAAUAUUAUAAACAUAAAACCAACAAUUCAGAUAUUCCCAACCUUACCACCAAUUCUUUCACCAACACCAACAUCCACAAACAAACCAAACUCUUGUCCUGGAACUCCAACAUGUUCAGGAAGGGGUGUUUGCAAAUCCAAUCAAUGUGAAUGUACUCCACCAUAUUAUGGUCCGUCAUGUGCAUCUGAGCUUGUUGUAAUUCCACCACCUGCCAAACAACCAGAACCAUUAACAAACAAUAAUAUUACCGUUGACAACAAGUUUAUUAUUUCAACAAUCCAAAUAUCGACAAUCAAAGAAAUCGACUCCACUGGUGCAGAAGUUAAUAGAUUCGUUCCAAGCACAUGGAUUAUAAAUGAUCAAAGUAAUUCAAGUCAUGUGAAAUACGAUUAUUCUUCGAUAUUGGAAAACAGAUUUACAACAAUCAAUAUCACAAUCGAAUUCUUCAAAGAUGCAACCAACUUUACAUUUGGAGAUCAACUAUUUAGACUAUCACCAUCAUCGAUCAAAUUCACGAUAUCAUUAACAUCAUACAACUUCCAAGAUAAGUUAAAUUACCUUCAAAUCGAAAUGGAUAUGUCAAUGAAUUCCAACGAAGAUUCAUGUGCAUUCCAACAAGUGGAUCCCAACGACAAUGUUCAAUGGAUAACCUUGAACAUCAACGAUCGAUCACUUUAUGCCAGAUUCAUUCCAUAUGCACUGAUUGACACCCGAAUUCAAUCGAUCUCACACAAAGUGGUCAGUCAAAACGACAAUUCAACAUCGUCCACCUCGAAAAUUGGAAUAGUCAUUCCAAACUUUGACUAUAAAGUUGUCAUUGAUCCUGACUUUCAAUACUUGGUCGAUGUCGACAAACAAGAUUACAAAGAUAAAUGUCAGUCCGAUAAAUCAAAUAGUGUCACCAAGAAGAUCAUCAUUGGUGUGGUUGUUGGUGUUGUUGGUUUUGCAAUACUAUUAACUCUUAUCAUUUUUAUUAUCAAAAAACAAGGAUCAUAUUAUAAUAUGAAAUUAAAGAUUAUUAAACUCACUAAAUUAAAUAAAUAA